AUGUCACCUAAGCGCGACUCUACUUCUUCUCAGAUCUACAGAACUGAGAGUUCAUCUCCCGGAGUUCUCCAAGAUGUCUCGACUCCUCAAUUACGAAAGAAUCGAUCCUUCAUCUCAGUUCUUGGAAUGUCACUCGCCAUCACCGCUGUACCCUAUGGAGUUGGUGGUCCGUUAAUGUCUUCCAUCUACGGCGGUGGACAACUCUCCAUGUUCAUUGGCGUCCUGGUUGUCGUUCUCCUCCAAGGUGCUGUUGCAGUAUCAUUAGGGGAACUCGCCUCUCGGUACCCAACUUCUUCAGGAGUCUACUACUGGUCGUACAGACUCACCGAGAACAAAAUAUAUCAACACGCCAUGGCCUACUUUACAGGAUGGGUAUGGCUUAUUGGAAACUGGACCAUCGCCCUCUCUGUCAACUUUGGAUUCGCAUCCCUCAUCGUCGCGACCGUUACAAUGUACCAACCUGACUGGGCUGCCACAGCGAACGAGACUCUGUACAUAUUUUUCGGGAUUUGCAUCCUCAUCUUUAUCCUGUGCGCAACAGCUGAUAAGGCAUUGCCUUUGGUUGAUACUGCAGCAGCAAUCUGGAGUGUUAUAACCACUGUCGCAAUCCUGAUCGCUCUCAGUUCUACUGCCAAAGAGGGACGGCAUUCUGCUUCAUAUGGACUCACGCACUACGAUACGAGUAUCUCUGGCUGGGGAGAAUUCUCCUUCUUCAUCGGACUCUUGCCUUCUGCGUACGCUCUCUCGGCUAUUGGCAUGGUCAUGUCGAUGACUGAAGAGUGUUCAAAGCCAGAGGUUGAAGUACCUCGAGCGAUCAGCAUGUGCAUUCCCAUCGGCGGCGUAUCAAUGCUUGCAUUUGUUCUCCCAAUUUGCUUCACCUUGCCCCCUCUUGAGAAUGUUCUCACUGCCCCUUAUGGUCAAGCCCUUCCAUUCAUCAUCAAUACCGUCACUGGAUCAAAGCCCCUCAGCUUGGCGCUGUUGAUCAUGGUCCUCAUGGUCACUCUGUUCUGCUCCAUCAGCAUCACAACAACAGCCUCCCGAUGCACCUGGGCUUUGUCAAGAGAUGGAAUGCUACCCUUUUCUAGAAUUUGGUCUCGAACACUCUUCAAUCAGCCAGUCUACGCUUUAGCCCUCGUCACAGUCAUCGAAAUCUGUCUUGGCUGCGUCAAUCUUGGUAGUACAAGUGCCUUCACCGCCUUUGUUUCAGUCGGAGUUAUUGCCCUCGCUUGUGCAUACCUCAUCCCAAUUGCAAUCAGUCUAGCCUUUGGGAGAACCGAAGUAGCCAAGGCAAAGUGGCACCUGGGGGCUAUCGGUACAGUGGCCAAUGCAGUCUCAGUCUGCUGGAUCCUCUUCCAACUAGUCCUCUUCAGUAUGCCGUCUGCAUUGCCGGUUACAGCCGAGACGAUGAACUAUGCGUCAGUAGUCUUUGUGGGGUUCUUGGUCCUAUGUGGAGUUUGGUACUUUGCCUGGGGAAAAAGGACCGUUGCAGGACCCAAGGCUGAAGCGGAGUUGACGAUGUACUAGGGGAUUAUAGAGGAGACGCUAUGUAAUGAUGACUCGAUCC
Molecule: messenger RNA, 1564 nt
Organism: Fusarium redolens
Lineage: Eukaryota; Fungi; Ascomycota; Sordariomycetes; Hypocreales; Nectriaceae
Product: amino acid/polyamine transporter I
Exons: 2
Coding region: 1-1524 (507 amino acids)
Biological process (GO): transmembrane transport
Cellular component (GO): membrane
Molecular function (GO): transmembrane transporter activity
Source: RefSeq, a predicted model, not a curated record